AUGGUGGACCUUGUUCCUGAUACACCUCUUCGCAAUCGGAGGGCCAACCAGUCCUCCCAUCCUAUAGCUUCCGAUGCUGAGUAUGAUGAUCGAGGAAGCUCCGACUUCGAAGAGACUGUGGCAACGGUGCCUGUGCAUAGACACCCUCUUCCCACGCAAGCAUUCACUCUCACCACACAACAAUUCACCCAAAAAACUACCCAGCCCACACAAAUAAUCGAACGAAACUCCAACCACCUGCUGUCUCCCAUUGCGCAUACUUCUUCUGUCGUUCAAGUUGCCACAUCCUCACCCCUCGCCUCUAAGAACACCCAUUCUCGCCCCUACUAUACACCUCGUGCCGGCGUCUUGAGCACGAACAAAGAGCGCAUUCCGGAGUCCCCAGCUGCUCAGAAUGACCCUGUGAAAAGGUUCAAGGAGAUUACUGCCUCCGCUUUUUUCAAUCCGUCAACAUAUCAGAAUGGGAAGGUGCCCGCAAAACGAUCGGUAGACAGAAUGUCCUCCGCUGCUGUGAACAGGUCGACAUCUCCCAAAAGACCCCGUCAAGAAAAUGCGUUCACACUAGACGACAUCGAAGAUUACCAGACCAGAAUUAAAGUUCAGCGCAUAUUUAAUGUCUUUCCAAACAGAUCUAUCCGGUUUAUUCUGGAUAUUCUUGUAUCCCACAGAGGGCACUACGAAGAUUCUCUAGAUCACAUCGCCAGACUUGACGAUGAUAACAUACCUUCCGAUCGGGUUUCGGAUGACGAGCUUAAACCGUCUCCUGCUCCGGCUGUCAAGAAACCUGGUAGACUCAUAAGGGGAAAGAAAAUUCAACCACCGUCAGAAUCUCCAGAACCUCCUGCAAUCGAUAUCGACUCGUCUGAAUCAGACAAACCUGAAGAAUCUGAGGACGGCGGUGUUUUGGAAACAAAAGUUCUGAAAUUUUUCAAUACAUGUUCUGUGGUGGAUCUAGCUGAUAUCGCAGAAAUCCAGGAGAGUAUUGCAGAUAAUAUACUCUCAAAACGGCCAUUCAUAUCCCUAGACUCCAUUCGUCAAAUCAUCGACAAAGACGAGAAUGGAAAGAGCUUAAAUGACAAACCGAAAAGGUAUUCUAAAAAGCGCAUUGGGGACAAGGUUGUUGACAAAUGUCUUGACAUGUGGACGGGCUAUGAAGCUGUGGAUGCUCUCGUCUCUAAAUGUGAGGCGCUAGGAAAGCCAAUUGCAGACGAGAUGAAACGAUGGGGCGUGGAUAUUUUCGGGGCAAAAAUAGAAGGCGAGCUUGACAUAGUCUCCUUGGAUAACAAAAAUACCCCAGAAAAGAUCCAUGAUUCUGCAAUUGGUACUCCGUCCAGCCACCACUCAUCUAGUGUGGAAGACGACGACCUUAAACCCAGCUAUUCACGAAAGAAGCAACAGUUUAUUUGUCAACCAUCAAUAAUGAGUGAAUCAAUCACCAUGAAAAAUUACCAAAUUGUGGGAAUCAACUGGCUGAGCCUCCUUUUCGAGCAGAGUUUGAGCUGCAUUCUUGCAGAUGACAUGGGAUUGGGCAAAACAUGUCAAGUCAUAGCGUUCCUGGCCCAUCUCUACGAGAAAGGGGUGAAGGGACCUCAUCUUGUGGUGGUGCCCUCUUCAACCUUGGAGAAUUGGCUUCGUGAAUUCUCUGUCUUUUGCCCAAAAUUGAAUGUCAUGCCGUAUUACGCCAACCAAACCAUUCGUGCUGAGAUUCGCCAACAAAUCGAAGAUACCAGAGACUCUAUCAACGUCGUCGUUACGACGUACACUAUUGCGAAGGCAAAGAUAGAUGCUCAAUUCCUUCGUUCCAUGGACUUUUGUGUUUGUGUCUCAGUUCAGACUGUUACUCACUGGUACUCCCCUGCAGAACAACCUCCAGGAGCUAGUUUCACUACUUGGAUUCAUCCUGCCUUCAGUCUUUCGAGAACGAAAGGAAGAUCUUGA
Messenger RNA from Paracoccidioides lutzii Pb01, 1938 nucleotides. RefSeq lists its product as hypothetical. The transcript has 4 exons. Bases 1 to 1938 code for a protein of 645 amino acids. Gene Ontology annotation, molecular function: ATP-dependent chromatin remodeler activity; DNA binding; chromatin binding. Gene Ontology annotation, cellular component: nucleus. The record is from RefSeq and is a predicted model, not a curated record.